ACUUUGCUCGACUUUUUGUUGCUUCGUCCACUGCCAACAACACACAAACAACGAUCAUGAGCGACGACCCAGCCACGAAGAAGGCCAAGCUCUCGCACGAAGAGCGCCUGGACCGCCUGACCAAGGCGCAAGAGCGAGGAUGGAAGCUGCAGAAAGACCGCGAUGCCAUUGAGAAGAGCUUCAACUUCAAGGACUUCAGUGAGGCCUGGGCCUUUAUGAGCCGUGUCGCACUCAAGGCCGAGGAGCUGUGCCACCACCCUGAGUGGUUCAACGUGUACAACCGCCUGGACGUGACGCUGAGCACACACGACGUGAGCGGCCUCUCUGCCAAGGACUUUACCAUGGCCGAGUUCAUGGACUCUCUCACGGGCAAGUGAUGAUGUACUCACAGCAACACAGCAAGUUGGCGUCGGCCAGAGGAAGCGUCAUGAGAUGCGUCCAUCGCGCUUGCUUGCUUGCAUGUUCUGUGGGAUGGUGUCUUCUGGCUUGUUGCACUGUGCGCACCAUCACUGCCGCCCUUCCGUUUUGCCGACUCGACUUUCUGUGUCCCUCCAUGUGCGUGCACGCGACCGUUGACGUUGCACCACCUCGUGAGCCAGCACAACACAACACAACCGACAAUUAAACAAGCCAAACCAG
Molecule: messenger RNA, 639 nt
Organism: Salpingoeca rosetta
Lineage: Eukaryota; Choanoflagellata; Craspedida; Salpingoecidae
Product: transcriptional coactivator/pterin dehydratase
Exons: 2
Coding region: 57-377 (106 amino acids)
Biological process (GO): tetrahydrobiopterin biosynthetic process
Molecular function (GO): 4-alpha-hydroxytetrahydrobiopterin dehydratase activity
Source: RefSeq, a predicted model, not a curated record